Scomber japonicus (chub mackerel) is the source of this 3824-nucleotide messenger RNA. It is a transcript of the gene osbpl6, whose product is annotated as oxysterol binding protein-like 6. Gene Ontology annotation, cellular component: perinuclear endoplasmic reticulum; plasma membrane; cytosol. NCBI's taxonomy places the organism in Eukaryota, Metazoa, Chordata, Actinopteri, Scombriformes, Scombridae. Gene Ontology annotation, molecular function: cholesterol binding. The coding region runs from base 308 to 3073 and encodes 921 amino acids. The transcript is spliced from 23 exons. The record is from RefSeq and is a predicted model, not a curated record.
AGCACUUUUUUUGUGACUUUCCACAAUGCUGUUUUCGUACUAUACAUAUCUUUAAUAAGAAGAAACAGAUAUUUUCGACGUGGAGCCCUCAUGGAAGCCGCUUGUCUUUGAAAAAGCUGGGGACCUCUACCCAGGCAAAAAGGGAGACCCGCUCAAUUGUUUCCUGCGCCAAGAACUGUAAAGACAUGGUCAUUACACCGCAUCUUUGAUGAACAGCAAGCAGUCAGCGUGAGGAAGUGUCAGAGGAUGCUCCUUAUCCGUGGGGCCCAGUGCUGAGGGAGGUCCACAGAGCCAACCGGUGCCCAACAUGUCUCACCACCAACACUACCAGCGAGGCCCCCAUGGCCGUACUAUGAGCUCUGAGGAGAGGAGCUCCACGCCUAUCAACAAGACCUCUACACCGGUUCACAAGAGCGCCUCCUCCUCUUCCUCCUCCCAGCGCGACAGCCGCCAGGAGGCAGACAGCUGGGAAAUCAUUGAGGGGCUGAAAAUUGGUCAGAGCAACGUCCAGAGGCCAGAUAAACACGAGGGCUUUAUGCUGAAGAAACGGAAAUGGCCCCUGAAAGGCUGGCACAAGCGUUUUUUUGUUCUGGACAAUGGUAUCCUAAAGUACUCCAAGUCCCCCAUUGAUAUCCAGAAAGGCAAACUGCAUGGCAGCAUUGAUGUCGGCCUCUCAGUCAUGUCCAUCAAAAAGAGGGCCCGUCGAAUCGACCUGGACACUGAGGAGCAUAUCUAUCACCUGAAGGUCAAAUCUCAAGACAUUUUUGAUGCCUGGGUGUCCAAGUUGCGUCAUCACCGGCUUUACCGCCAGAAUGAAAUUGUGCGAUCCCCUCGGGAGGCCACCAUGCGAACGUUUCCUCCACCGACUGCUAUAGAGUCACCCCAACCUGCCCCCAGUGUGGUACAUGAAGCCAAGCAGGCCAAGCCCAGCAGCUUGCCGUGGCAGCCGGUGGUCCCCAAUAACAGCAGCAACAGCAGCCUGCCUGCUUCCUAUAGUAACGGCCAGAGUAAGGUGGUAGCUUGGCUGCAGGAAUCAGAGGAAAUGGACAAAUGUGCAGAGGAGCUUGCACGAUGCCAGUCCAAUCUGACCGAGCUAAGCCGGCUACUGCAGAGUCUGGAGAUUCUACAAAGGACACAGUCAGCGCCCAACUUCACAGAUAUGCAGACCAAUUGUGUAGAAUUGUCAAAGAAAGAAAAGCGCUUGAACAGAAGAUGGCGAACAAAAAGUGUCGGCAAAGAUCCAAAAUUCCAGCUUCAGGUCCCUCUCUCUGCCAGCAUGUCCCCCAUCCGCCUCCACUCAUCCAACCCCAACCUGUGUGCAGAGCUGGUGGACUUUCAGCCCCCUGUUUCACGGCUGACAGAUAGUGUAGACUGCGCCAGUGACUACAUUAAACUUCAGGAGGAAUUCUGCACUAUUGCCCAGAAAGUCCACUCUCUGCUGAAGUCAGCCUUCAACACCGUGGCUAUAGAGAAAGAAAAGAUCAAACAGAUUCUGUGUGACCAGGAGCAGUCAGACCAGUCAACCCAGAUCAACUCUCUCAGGAAGUCUCUGUCACAGGCCCUGUCCCAAAACGCAGAACUUCGAACCCGACUCAACCGCAUCCACUCUGAAUCAGUCUUGACAGAACAAGUUGUCAGUGUGAACAUCAUCUCGACACCUGAUGAGGCUGUGGAACAGAUGGGGAUCCCUCUGACUCAGCAGGCCUCUAAUGAGAGCCGACUCUCCAUGUCGGAGUCUGUCUCCGAGUUCUUUGAUGCCCAGGAAGUGCUUCUGUCAGCCAGCUCAUCGGAGAAUGAGGGCUCAGACGAUGAGUCAUAUGUCAGUGAUGUGAGCGAUAACAUUUCGGAGGACAACGCCAGUGUGACUGAUAACGUCUCCAGACAAAUGGCCAAUGGAGACUUUGCUGGCUGUUCCUUCCGUAACGGGCGGCGUACCUGCCUGCCGGCGCCCUGUCCUGACACCAGCAACAUCAACCUCUGGAACAUCUUGCGAAACAACAUCGGCAAGGACCUGUCCAAAGUGUCCAUGCCCGUGGAGCUCAACGAACCUCUCAACACCCUGCAGCGCAUGUGUGAGGAACUGGAGUACAGCGAACUGCUGGAUAAGGCUGCUGAGACCGAGGAUCCCUUUGAACGCAUGGUUCUCGUUGCUGCUUUUGCCAUCUCAGGCUACUCAUCCACUUACUACAGAGCAGGAAGUAAGCCAUUCAACCCGCUACUCGGAGAGACUUAUGAAUGUAUUCGAGAAGACAAGGGCUUCUGUUUUUUCUCUGAACAGGUGAGCCACCACCCUCCCAUCUCCGCCUGCCUCUGCGAGUCGAAGAACUUCACCUUCUGGCAAGAUGUAAGAUGGAAAAACAAAUUCUGGGGGAAAUCAAUGGAGAUAUUACCAGUCGGCACCGUGAAUCUUAUGAUUCCCAGGUUUGGAGAUCAGUAUGAAUGGAACAAAGUCACCACCUGCGUGCACAACAUCCUGAGUGGACGACGGUGGAUUGAACACUACGGGGAGAUCACUAUUAGAAACACAAAGAGCAGCGCCUGCCUCUGCAAACUUACAUUUGUCAAGGGAAACUACUGGAGUUCUAAUGUGAACGAGGUCCAAGGAUUUGUGAUGGAUCAGGAGGGGAAAGUGAUCCACAGGCUUUUUGGAAAAUGGCAUGAGGGCCUUUACUGUGGCGUCCCACCUUCUGCCAAAUGUAUUUGGAGGCCAGGUUCCAUGCCCACAGACUAUGAACUGUACUACGGCUUCACCAGAUUCGCCAUUGAACUGAAUGAACUUUGCCCGGAACUGAAAGAUGUCCUGCCACGCACAGAUGCCCGAUUUAGGCCCGAUCAAAGGCAUCUGGAAGAAGGGAACUUGGAGAUGGCGUCCUCAGAUAAGCAGCGUAUCGAGGACCUGCAGAGGACCAGGAGGAAGUGUAACGAGGAGAACAACAUCAAACAGGAGCCACGCUUUUUCAAGAAAGUGGUCGAUGCCAAUCACAGGGAGAGAUGGGUCUCCAACAACAUGUACUGGGAGCUCCGCAAAAACCCCGGCUUCAUCAACAUGGAACCAACAGUGAACCUGUGGUAGCACAUGGAUUGCUCUGUACAUCAUGUAGUCAUCGCAGACAUGAAGGCGGUUACCUAUGCACAACAAGGUGUUAAAGAGAAACAUGUUAACGAUAAAACAUCCGUGUGCAUGGAUAUGAACGACUGCAGAGCUGAGGGACUGCCCGAUGCCCAGCAACCCCCUGUUGCCACAUGGUCAUCCGUCCAUGGAAACAACUCCUAGGAUCACCUUCAUUGUGCUUGUUGAAGUUGGGUUGUCAGGGCAACAAUCGCACCACUCAUACGUAGAUCUUUCCUCAGCUCCUUUGACUUCCGAGUAUGUCCUUGCCUUAAAAAGACACCCAUACAAGUCACGUGAUUUAGAGCUUUUUUUAGUUGGAGCCAUUUGAUUUCUGACGGCCGUCGGGUUAGACUAAUCUAUGAAGUAGACAUUUUGAUUACCUACGAUACCGUGCAUGUUUAGAGAGCAGCUUUCACUGGCAUUAGGCCGUAUUUACUAUAUCAUCAAUGUUGUAGAAAAAAAAGAGGUAUUUUUAUAAAAUAUCUUGGGACUCAGAAUUUAGUGAAAAAGUAUUAUGUGAAUUGGCAGAUUUUAUUUAUUUUUGCCUUUUAAUACUGUUGAAUCUUUGUGGUAGGAGUACUCUCUCUCUGGAAGCAACUCGUUUAAGUCACCUUGACUGCUGUCAAUGAAUUUUGGCAUCCUUAUAAGGAAUUUUUAAGGAGGAGCUCUUAAAGUCAAAUUGGUAGGAGGACCCCCAUCUUCCAAACCUACA